AUCUGGGUCUCAAUGCAUGUCGAGCAGAUCAUAAGCAAGAGUUUCUUUUUUUCUUAGAAAAUUUAUUAAUCAUUGGUGUUUAUGUUGCAUGCAUGAACUUCCAUGGAGAUUUCUUCAACCACGAUCAAUAUGUCCGUAACUUACUCCGAGCUUGCACGCAAACUCCUUCCAUUAAAGCAACGAAAGCUCUUCAUGCACUCACCAUUACCUUGGCACCAUAUCUUGCCCAACCUAUCUUUAUUUACAACAAUCUUCUCUCUCUUUACGGAUCAAUGGGUCAGUUACACGUUGCGAGUAAAGUGUUUGACAAAAUGCCUGACCGAAACUUAGUCUCCUUUAACUCAAUGAUAAGUGCGUAUGGUAGAUGUGGGGAUGAAGAGGAAGCUUGGAAACUUUUUGGUGGGAUGAGAGGUUAUGGGUUUUCUGCGAGUCAGUUCACUUUGGGGGGGUUGUUGUCCGGUGACUCUUUUGACAUUUUCCGUGGGGUUCAGCUGCAGGGACUAAGUGUGAAGAAUGGCUUGUUUUAUGCUGAUGCUUUUGUUGGGACCGCUUUGUUGGGUUUGUAUGGUAGGCUUGGAUGUUUGGAUGAAGCGGUAAGGACUUUUGAAGAUAUACCUAGAAAGAGCUUGGUGACUUGGAAUGCUAUUAUAUCUUUAUUUGCACAAUAUGGGUUUAUUGAUGAUUGUAUGUCCAUGUUUCGUGAGCUUGUUAGAAUGCAGUCUUCUCUCUCUGAAUGCUCCUUCUUGGGUGUUUUAUCUGGUUUAUCAAGUGAGAGGGAUUUGGAAAUAGGACAGCAUAUACAUUGUUUAGUAGUUAAGAAUGGAUUCAUUUAUGAAGUUACUGUUGUGAAUUCUCUCCUCAGUAUGUAUGUCAAAUGUGCAAGCCUUGGCUUUGCGGAGAAGAUAUUUGAGGAAGCGCCUGUUAGGGAUAUUGUAUCUUGGAAUACGAUAAUGGGUGCGCUAGCAAAGAGUGAAAGCCUUGAAAUAGCAUUGAAAUACUAUAUACGAAUGAUGGUUGGUGAUAUGUCGGCUAACCAGGCAACUUAUGUAAGUGUUAUAACUUCUUGCACUAGUUUGGUGAUCCCAAAGUUUGGACAAUCCAUCCAUGCUAAUAUAAUCAAGAAUGCUUUUGAAUCUGAUGUUAUUUUGGGUAGUGCAUUGGUCGACUUUUAUGCUAAAUGUGAUCAGUUGGAAGAUGCUCACUGCUGUUUCCAUGAUAUACAUGAGAAGAAUGUGGUAUCUUGGAAUACAUUGAUUUUAGGUUAUGCUAAUAAAUUCUGUUCUUAUUCAGUUUCUUUGCUAGUGGAAAUGCUCCAAUCAGGUUUCCAACCUAAUGAAAUUACAUUUUCUGCUGUCCUUAAAUCAUCAUCUUCAUUAGAACUCCGGCAGCUUCAUUGUUUGAUUACAAGGCUGGGCUAUGAAAAUAAUGAUUAUGUAUUGAGCUCCCUCAUGGCUUCAUAUGCAAAGAAUUUUCUCAUGACUGACGCCAUGUCUUUUGUUGAUUUUUCUAAAGCACCAAUUUCUGUUGUCCAAUCCAAUAUCAUUGCUGGAAUAUAUAACAGAUCUGCUCAGUACUAUGAAACGAUAAGGCUGCUUUCUCUGCUUGAAGAACCUGAUCUUGUAUCUUGGAACAUUGUAAUUGCUGCUUGUGCUCGAAGCGGUAAUUACGCAGAGGUUUUUGAACUUUUUCGACACAUGCAGCUGGCUCAAAUCUUCCCAGAUAAUUACACAUUUGUUAGUGUUUUAUGCGUAUGUAGUAAACUCUGCAACCUUGCUUUGGGUAGUUCUAUUCAUUGUCUUAUUAUAAAAACUAAUUCCAGUCUCUGUGAUACCUUCUUGUGCAAUAUCUUGAUUGACAUGUAUGGAAAAUGUGGGAGCAUUAGGAGUUCAGUGAAAAUCUUUGAUGAAAUGACUGAUAGAAACCUUAUCACAUGGACAGCUCUAAUUUCUGCUCUCGGAGUCCAUGGUUAUGUUCGUGAGGCAUUUGAUCGGUUCAGGGAAAUGGAAUCACUGGGUUUUGACCUUGAUGGGGUUGCUUUCCUUUCAAUACUUAGUGUGUGCAGGCAUGGAGGUUUAGUGAGAGAAGGGAUGGAGAUUUUCAGAAAAAUGCACUCAAGUUAUGGAAUUGAACCAGAUAUUGAUCAUUAUCAUUGUGUAAUAGAUAUGUUGGUCAGAUGUGGAUGCCUUAGGGAUGCGGAGCAACUGAUUUCUAGCAUGCCUUUUCCACCUAAUGCCCUUAUUUGGCGCAGCUUUCUUGGAGGGUGCAAGAGAUAUGGAACUGUUGGGACUCAAGAAGCCAAAAUGGAAACUUAACUCAUUCUGUUUCUUAGACUGAUGGGGAAUCAUCUGCAUUGGACAGUGUUGGAUCCUUACAUUUUUUUCACCUCUCGGAUUCUCAUUGCCAAGAUGAAAAGGCUAGCAGACUAGGUGAAAACCUUGCUUUAUGCAAGAAUGGAACCAAGAUUAUGCUACUUCUUGUUCAUUAUCUGGGGCUUCGCAAUGCCUCAUUCACACUAUUCAAGCAUCUAUUGUAUAUCUGAGCAAGGUCAACAUUUCAUCAAAAGAUCUUCCUGGUGAGUAAGCUAAUUUUACUUUCCUAACUCAUGAGGUGAUUCAGGUUUAAGUUACUCAUUAUUUGGGACAUUAGAAGGCUAUGGUAGAAAGUUUAGAUUUUACGUGUGCUAAACACACAAAAUAAGUUAGUAACUAUACAAGAAAAAUAGAAAUAAAUACCUAGAUUUUUGAAGCAACAAAGAGUGUCAUAUUAGAUUUGCAUACUGACCACUUAACCCAUCAAAGUGAAUUAAUUAACAGGUUUUCCGCAACCUCUAGGUUAGAUUUAGAGAGCAAAAGAAUGUGGAAUUUUUUUUUGAGAGAGUGAAGAGGAAAAACAUCCAAGAAUGCUUGGAGAUAUAACAUUCGAAAGUCCACAACUUCCAGAUGACCAAUUGGUAUCUACCACUUAAUAGGUGGUUUCAGGAAGUAAACACUAUGUAGUUAUUUCACUCAUGUGGGCUGAUCCAGGUUACCUCAUCCUUGGUAAUAUUCAUAGUCUAGUCCGAACCCAUAUAUGAACAUCUCCUACUUGCAAAUAAUGGACUCAAGUGCAUUUUUACUAUAAAUAUUUAAUCUCUCUUUGAUCUCAAUUACUCCCAUAUUAGUAAAAUAGGUUUAACGAUUGACGAAAGUAUGACCAAUUAUUGCCACUAACCUCUUAAAGAAUUAAACUAAAGCAUGACAAACCAGAAAAUUCUUUCAAUUGCAGGACCCCAAAUUUAAUUUCGUAGUAACAAGUCAUGAUGUGUCAAUCCUUCAAUUAAUAGGAUAUAAUUUCAAAUUUAGAUAAGGUAUCUAUGUUCUUCCAAAUUUGUGCAUUAAUUACAAAUAUGUUAACCUUAAUUCACUUCAACAUAUUUAUGACACGUAAAGAACCAGAUACUGAGUUAAAACCACAAAGAUUUCAAAGUCUUAUCAUUAGCUAUUUGAUAAUUUUGUAGUCCCAAGGGUUUCACACAGUGAAGAAGUAGAAAUUCAUUCUCUAUUAUCCUUUAUGGUCAAUUUUGCAUAUGUACUGUGAACCAUGUGCGAAGAUAUUAUUCUCCUUUUUCUCAAGAAGUGUAUGUCAUAUAUAUACACGAGUUUAUCCAUUCUCAACUCUUUAACUUGAGUUCUUCAACUAGCCUAGCAUUUUUAGAAUUAAUUAAGAACUAAGGCUUGUUAUACAGGAGAACUAGUAUGGUAAAUAAUGUCAUACCAGUUGUUCUUAUUAGCUUGUACAUACUAUACCUGUCCAGUACCAAUAUGGUAUAAAUACUGGUCAAUAGUUGGACCAGUUGCUAUCAAUUAUAAAUUCUCAAAGUUUGUCAGAUGUAUUUGUAAACCAAAUAUUUAU
Messenger RNA from Carica papaya (papaya), 3891 nucleotides. Its product is annotated as Pentatricopeptide repeat (PPR) superfamily protein. NCBI's taxonomy places the organism in Eukaryota, Viridiplantae, Streptophyta, Magnoliopsida, Brassicales, Caricaceae. The record is from RefSeq and is a predicted model, not a curated record. Gene Ontology annotation, biological process: RNA modification. Gene Ontology annotation, molecular function: protein binding; RNA binding.